Molecule: messenger RNA, 897 nt
Organism: Salvia hispanica
Lineage: Eukaryota; Viridiplantae; Streptophyta; Magnoliopsida; Lamiales; Lamiaceae
Product: Tetratricopeptide repeat (TPR)-like superfamily protein
Molecular function (GO): protein binding
Source: RefSeq, a predicted model, not a curated record
UCCACUUUCUUGUGAUCUCAUCAAAACAAAUCUUCAACACUUUCUACUUCAACCAACAACCAUGAACUCCAUGCUUUUCCGCUCAGGUUCCGGCCCCAUCCCUGUCCAAGCUCCGCCCUCCUCAGCCUCACCUCGCCCCUCCAUCUCCGUACCGUCGCCGCGCCGCCCCAGCAUCCGCCGGUCCUCUUCGGAGUCCAACGUCAUCCGAUCGGAGACGAGGACGCCAAGCCGGCAGCGCUCCCGCUCCUUCAGUUCACUGCGGAUACCCGAGGAGCUGGGAACCCCCGGCGGGGGAAUGAACAAGAACCGGAACUCUGGGGGCGGCGGAGGGAACGGCGGCGCAGAGGGGGACGACAUCGGGGCUUAUUACGAAGAGAUGAUUAGGUCCAAUCCCACCAACUCUUUGCUCUUGAGAAACUACGGCAGAUAUUUGCAUCAGGUGGUGGGAGAUGUGGUGAAAGCGGAGGAGUAUUAUGGGAGGGCAAUAUUGGCAAGCCCAGGAGAUGGAGAAGUGCUAUCUCUAUAUGGGAACUUAAUAUGGGAGACUCAUAGAGAUGAGAGCAGAGCCAAUUCUUAUUUCACUCAAGCCAUUCAAGCGUCCCCUAACGACUCUAUGGUUUUGGGUUCGUAUGCGCAUUUCUUGUGGGAAGCAGAGGAUGAAGAAGAAAUGGAGACUCAACUUCCACCAAUCAUGGUCUCAGCUUUCUGACUUUGUAUGCAUGAAUAUAUAUAUGGAGAGAGUAUUGAGAGGAGCUGUUCUAACGACUAUACGAAUUGUAUGUUAACCAUAAUAAAUGAGAAUGUAUCUAACUAGCCUUACCUGGCUCAUGUUUGUUUGGGUAAAUUAAUAUGAACCGUUGAAAUUUAUGUGCUAAUAUUUGAUCUUCCUUUGUUCCA